Molecule: messenger RNA, 1173 nt
Organism: Knipowitschia caucasica
Lineage: Eukaryota; Metazoa; Chordata; Actinopteri; Gobiiformes; Gobiidae
Source: the annotation of a GenBank genome assembly
AUGGACGGGAACUACACCCAGGACAGAGACCCGUACUCAGGGUUCACCUCCAAACUGUCCCCCGCGGCGGACAUCACGGUGGGACUCGCCAUCCUCUGCACGGUGCUGCUGUCGCUGGUGGGGAACGGCCUGGUGUUGCUGGUGUGUUACCGGCGCCGCAGGGUCCUUGCUGGUGCGGAGCUGCUGUGUGUGAACCUGGCGGCGGUGGACUUCUUCUGCUGCGUGUUCUUCUACCCUCUGUCCAUCACCUCCUCCUUCACACACACCUGGUGGGGACACAGCUACACCUGCGUCUACUACGGCCUGGGCUGCUUCAUCUUCGGCCUCUGCGCCAUGUUCACCAUCACCGCCAUCAGCGUCAUGCGCUACCUCAAGACCUGCUGCAGCCUGCUCUAUGUGUGGCUGGACGAGGUGCGGGUGCAGUACCUGUGUGCUGGGAUCUGGAUGGUGGCUGCUCUCUGGUCCUGCUUCCCUCUGGUCGGUUGGGGGGAGUAUGUCCUGGAGCCGUACGGUCUGUCGUGUACGGUGGCCUGGAGGGGAUACCACACCUCCACCAAGGACGCCGUCUACGUCCUCUGCUCCUUCCUCUGCUUCACUCUGCUCCCCGUGCUGCUCAUCGUGGUCACGCAGGGCCUCAUCCUGUGGGAGGUCUCCAGGUUCUCCUGCACUCUGUCUGCGAGGGGCAUCUACAACAACCUGAGACACACGGAGAGGAGGCUGAGCAUGAUGUUCCUCUGCAUCAGUCUGGGCUUCAUCAUGGCCUGGUCCCCGUACGCUGUGGUCUCCUUCCUGUUCAUCUUCCACAGGGGCCCCCAGUACAUGGCCCCUGAGGGCUUCGUGUUCCCGGCUCUGUUUGCGAAGAGUUCUCACAUCUACAACCCGUUCAUCUACUUCUACUUCAACAAGACGUUCCAGCGCGAGCUGCGGUGCCUGCUGGGCCCCGCCGCCGUGCUGCUGCGAGGAAACCGUGUGGGGGCCCCACCUGGUACCCGCCCCGGGCCCCCACACAUACACAUCCAGCUGGUGGAGAAGAACAGGAAGACCCGGGACCAGGAGAGCCACCAGAGGAAGGAGGCUCCUGAAGAGCCCAGGCCUGUGUGUGUCUGCUGGGGGUCUGACCAGGUGCAAGGACACCAGGAAGGACCAGGGGCCCCUAAACACGGCUCCAUAUAA